Molecule: messenger RNA, 1653 nt
Organism: Peronospora matthiolae
Lineage: Eukaryota; Oomycota; Peronosporomycetes; Peronosporales; Peronosporaceae
Source: the annotation of a GenBank genome assembly
AUGGCACUUCAGUGGCUCGUACUGCCGCUCGCGCUGCUCUCCGCCGUCGUGCAAUGCGCCCCUGAAAACCGGUGGCGCGGACUCUCGCCGCAGAUGCAGCAGAAGCUCCGGUCCGUGUCCAGCUUCCAUUGUGACAAUCGACAGCAACAGUGGCCCCUCUCGCGCUUGAAUGACAAUUAUUGCGACUGCAAAGACGGCAGUGACGAGCCUGGCACGUCUGCCUGCUCGCACACCAAGGCAGUCUUCCACUGUGAAAAUGCUGGCUUCUUCUCGACGGAACUCCCGACGUCACGCGUGAACGACGGCGUCUGUGACUGCUGCGACGCCUCGGACGAGUACGCGAGUGGCGCGUCCUGUGCCUCGCACUGCUCUGAAGAGAUGCAGAGCUUUGUGGCAGACAGGGAAGACUUGGUGCAGCAAGUGGAGGCAGGGCUGAAGGAUCGGGUCGUGUUGACGGCUGAAGUCCGCAGGCUCUGGAACGAGGAAGAGCUCAAGAUACAGCAGCUGGAAGCUGAAGUGGCUCUACUGCGUGGAUUGGUAGAGCAGUCAGAAGAAAAAGUGAAGGACGAGGAGAGAGCGGAGCAGGAAGAAAAGGAGCGACGCAUUGCGGAGAGUAAAGACGAGAUCAUGCACCAAUUGGGACUGCUGGAGCUGACCAAAGAGCAGCUGACGUCAAUCAUUCUGGAGAUUGGACGGGAAGGUGUGUGGACAAAGCGCGACUUGCUGCCGAUUAUCCGGAAGGAGCGUGAGGCAGCUGUCAGAGAAGCUGAAGAGAUGCACAAGACACCGAUGGAUGAAGAAGACGAGGCCUUUCGUGAGCGAGACGAGGCCCGUCAAGAGGAGACGCGUCGCAUCGAGAAGUUGAUUGAACAGCGUACGAAGGACGAGGAGAAGGCAGUGGAGGAAGCAAUGGAAGCGUUGGAGGAAGAAGCGGCUGCUACUGACGGAGAUGAAGGUGGAGCAGAGCCUGACAUCGCCUCACCGGUUGAGGACGAGAAGGUCGAAGAGCUUGGCGCGGACGACCUGGAGCUCCCCGAAGUUGAGGUCCACCCCAUUGAUCUGCUUUACGAAGAGCUGGCUGUUACUGAGCGCUAUGAGUCGAGUCAAGCUGUGUCGGCUCGUAAAGAGCACGAGGACGCAAAGAAAAAAGUUCAGGAGGUGGAAGGCAAGUUGCUUGAGGCGCAAACACUGAUGAACAAGGAAUACGGUGUGGACCGUCUGUUCUUUGGGCUGCGCGACAAGUGUGUGGAAUCGAGCGGGGGGCAGUACACGUACAAGGUUUGCUUAUUCGGCAAGGCGACUCAAGACCAGACCAUCUUGGGCAAUAUGGAGGAUAUCAAGGGCAUUGAGGUACAGGACGGCGAGGGUUCUCCCGAGGACUCGUCCGCUGCUGGACCAAUUGUGAAGCAGGUAAAGUUUUCGAAUGGCCAAAAGUGCUGGAACGGACCGAACCGAUCGCUGACAGUGACGCUAGAGUGUGGUCCGGAGCCGAUGGAGCUCUCUGAUAUUGAAGAGCCCAGUACGUGUGUAUACUCGGCGAAGCUGCGCACACCCGUGGUAUGCAGCGAGGAUGAUCGCAAACAGAUCCUGACGCUUGACGACGUGCAGGUGGCUCCUCACCACAUCGAAGUCGAGGUUCUGCCCACGCUGUGA